AUGGGCUUCGUCGCAAUAUGCACCGCCGUCUAUGAUUACCAGCCACAGAGUGCAGGCGAGCUAGAAAUAAAGGAGGGAGAACUACUCUACAUUCUCGAAAAGAGCACCGAAGAUGACUGGUGGAAGGCCAAGAAGAAAGCUGCCGCCGAUGAUGAUGACGAGCCCGAAGGUCUGAUCCCGAACAACUAUGUCGAAGACGCGAAGCCCAUAAAUACCGCCAAAGCUCUCUACGACUACUCUCGGCAGACCGAUGAGGAAGUCUCUUUCACUGAGGACGCCGAAUUGAAGGUAUACGAUGUCUCCGACCCGGACUGGACCUUGGUCGGAGUGGGCGACGACUAUGGUUUCGUACCAGCGAACUACAUCGAGCUCUCCAGCGCUGCUCCAACUGCCCCAGGCCUCCCUCCGCGCUCCCCUUCUGUUCGAUCGCGGGGGUACUCGAACCCGACAGAGGCUGCACCUGAUGCUCCUGCCAGUCCGGCAUCUCCGGCAAGAUCGAUUCACAGUCCUGCCGCCAACCUGGCCCGCGUUCUGGGCGGAGGAGCCCCCACCUCACCUAUCGACGCUCGAACAGUUUCCUCCCCACCACCGGCUUCUCGGCAACAGUUCACUCCAGAAGCAUCGGAAGAGGAUGAGCCUGCCCCGGCGCUUCCGCGCAGACCUAUAUCGCAAGAGCAUUCACAAGGGCCUCUUCCUUCUCCGCCGUACAACAGAGCUGUACCGCCGCUAGAAGAUGAAGCAAGCCAACUACGAUCGCCUGGCGGGUUCCACCUGUACAACAUUAGCGAAAUGGUCUCGGCUAUGGGGAGGAGGAAGAAGAUGCCGACGACUCUGGGUAUCAAUAUUGCCACGGGCACAAUCAUGCUCGCUCCCGAAAAGUCGAGGGAUGGGCCUCAGCAGGAAUGGACCGCAGACAAAAUGACCCACUAUUCAAUCGAAGGCAAGCACGUCUUCAUCGAACUGGUCAGGCCGAGCAAGAGUUUAGAUCUACAUGCCGGCGCGAAGGAUACUGCGCAAGAGAUUGUUUCGGCAUUGGGUGAAAUUGCCGGUGUCCAGCGAUCAGAAGGUCUCAGAGAGGUAAUUACCGCUGCUAGCGGUGGCGGAAGUCACAAAAAGGGACAGGUGCUCUACGACUUCAUGGCUCAAGGCGAUGACGAGGUCACAGUCGCUGUGGGAGAUGAGGUCAUCGUUCUGGACGAUACGAAAUCCGAGGAGUGGUGGAAUGUACGACGCCUCAAGAACGGUAAAGAAGGCGUUGUGCCCAGCAGCUACAUCGAGGUUACAGGAUUUACGACAAUCGAGCCGCCUUCGCGUUCAGGGCUGAACGCAGGCUUGUCUGUGGUUGAACAGAAUCGUCUCGAGGAAGAAAGGCUGGCAAAAGAGGCAGCGAGGGCUGACAGAGCUCGACAAGAAGCAGAAGCCGCCAGAACCCGCAAUGAAAUCCCUAAACGAGGGAGCAGUCUCGCCGACGACCAACCUCAACACCGGAGGGAUCGGAGAGACAGGGAUGAUCGCAAGAAAAGCCGGUCUAAGCCAGAUACUGCUAAGGUCAGGACCUGGACGGACCAUUCUGGCACAUUCAAAGUUGAAGCUCAGUUUUUGGCGGUUGCGGACGGGAAGAUUCACCUACACAAGGUCAAUGGCGUCAAGAUCGCCGUUCCUGUAACGAAAAUGUCACCAGAAGACCUUGAGUACAUUGAAAAGGUAACGAACGAAUCGAUCGAAGAGCACAUUCCAGUGGCUGAUCUUAUCAAGAUGAAGCGCCGAAGCCAAGAAGCAUCCCAGUCCUCUCGAAGCGGAGCCAGCGUGCAACCCAAGGCUCUAGAACAUCCCAAAGGCCCCGAUUAUGAUUGGUUUGAUUUCUUCCUUAAGGCUGGUGUCGGUCCUCAUCAAUGCGAGCGGUACUCUCAAGCCAUGAUUCGAGAUUCUAUGGACGAGUCCGUCCUGCCUGACAUAACGGCCGAAACGCUACGGACAUUAGGCAUUAAAGAAGGCGAUAUCCUGAAGAUCAUGAAGUUUUUGGAUCAGAAGUUCGGUCGAGUCAGGGCUCCUAGCACAAACGGCACCGGAACCAAUGGCGAACAGGCACAAGGAGGACUGUUCUCAGGGGCGGGCGGAGAGCUUCGUAACAAUACGCGCAGGGGGAGACCGGAGGCUACCAGGACGACGAGCGAUACUGUCGAUGCGGAUGCAUUUGCUGCAAAGGAAGACAAGAAAGGUCCGCCUUCUGAAGCAAAAGCCACGCCACUCGCCCAGGCUCCUCCGAGAGAACCAGUCCAGAGCGGCUUUGAUGACGAUGCCUGGACAGUCAAGGCUCCGCUUCAACCAGCCCGCCCUCGAGCGGCUUCCGCAGCAUCGCAAUCGACGGGUGCUCCUUCCGCGCCUCCGAUGCCUAAGCAGCCGACAGGGGCAGCGAGAGACUUGACAGCGUUGCUGGAUGGACCGUUGCCGGCUCCGCUGCAACCAUCACCAGCACCGAUCCAGCAGCCACCAGCGCAGUCCCAACCAGCCCCUCAACCACAACAGGGUCCUACUCCUGCUCUGUCCGCACCCGUACAGCAAGCUCAACAGACAGGCGCAAAUCCGGCCUUCUUUUCCCAGAUUCCACAGCAAAUGCCCCCACAGCAAACUGGCUUCCAGCCGCAGCCACAGCCUCAAGUAACUGCUUUUCAAGCUCAACCCUCACUCAGUGUUCCCAGACAGCGACCACUGCCCCCUCAGCAGACAUCCACUGGGCUUGCGCUCCUUUCUCCUCCGCCUCGACCAACUUCUGCUCCUCAGAAUCCGAACCAGAACCAGUUCGGUCUCCGGCCGCUACAGCCUCAGCUGACCGGCUUUCCAUCCACAGCACCUUUGCAGGUACCUCCAGGCCAGAGCCUGAAUGACUUGUCUCAACAACGACUACAGCAACAAAUUCAGCAGAUGCAGCUACAGUCACAACCCAUCGGCUUUGCUCAGCCAGCGCAGGGCGUGGGACAAUUCGGUCUUCCUCCUCAACCCACGGGUUUCCAACAACCACAGCAAUACGGCCAGUUCCAACAACCUUAUCUCAAUGGAAAUGCUGCAGGAAGUCCUUUCGCAGAUCCUCGUCCGUCUUUCCAACCUCAACCUACUGGAUUUCAGCAAAGCCCACCACCGGGUGGCAUAAAUUCGAUUCUGCCACCCGCACUUCAGCCGCAAAGGACAGGGUUUGGGUCGCCACCUCCUCAAGCGCAGCUAAAUGGGUUCGGACAGGGCAUUCAGUCACAGCAGACUGGCUUUCCUCAACCUCAGCCAUUCCAAACCCAAAUGACAGCUUUCCAAUCGCAGCCACUUCAACCACAAGCCACCGGCUUUGGACAGUCGCCUCAACAGAACGGAUUUGGGAACUUUCAGCAAUUGCCGGUGCCGUCUGUUCCGCCUCUGCCACCGAUGCCUCAGCUGCCAACUCUGGCGCCUCUACAGCCGCAAAAGACUGGUCCUGCUCCUGACGUAAAGUUCGGUAGCCAGCCAAAGAAAUUGGUGCCUCAGCCUACUGGGAGACGGGCAAACCUUGCCAAUGCAUGUGAGUUUGAGCUUCCCCGGGUUGGAAAUAGAUGA
Cladophialophora yegresii CBS 114405 is the source of this 3579-nucleotide messenger RNA. RefSeq lists its product as uncharacterized. The transcript has a single exon. The record is from RefSeq and is a predicted model, not a curated record. Gene Ontology annotation, molecular function: cytoskeletal protein binding; protein-macromolecule adaptor activity; ubiquitin binding. Lineage: Eukaryota; Fungi; Ascomycota; Eurotiomycetes; Chaetothyriales; Herpotrichiellaceae. Bases 1 to 3579 code for a protein of 1192 amino acids.